Messenger RNA from Manis javanica (Malayan pangolin), 995 nucleotides. The record is from RefSeq and is a predicted model, not a curated record. NCBI's taxonomy places the organism in Eukaryota, Metazoa, Chordata, Mammalia, Pholidota, Manidae.
CCAAUGUGGGCGGGCAGAUCCUGGCGGCCGCGGCCCCCCACACGGGUGGACAGCUCAUCGCAAACCCAAUCCUCACCAACCAGAACCUGGCAGGCCCACUGAGCCUGGGCCCUGUGCUGGCCCCCCACUCCGGGGCCCACAGUGCAGCCCACAUUCUCUCGGCACCUAUCCAGGUGGGCCAGCCAGCGCUCUUCCAAAUGCCCGUGUCGCUGGCAGCAGGCAGCCUGCCCACGCAGAGCCAGCCCGCACCCACCGGGCCCGCCGCCACGACUGUCCUCCAGGGUGUCACCCUGCCCCCCAGUGCUGUGGCCAUGCUCAACACCCCAGACGGUCUGGUGCAGCCAGCGCCCGCUGCUGCCGCGGGGGAGGCCACACCUGUCCUCACGGUACAGACGGCCCCCCAGGCACCCCCAGCAGUCAGCACCCCGCUGCCUUUGGGCCUCCAGCAGCCACAGGUGCAGCAGCCGCCACAGCAGGCCCCCACCCCUCAGGCUGCUGCCCCGCCUCAGGCCACCCCCCCACAGCCCAGCCCAGGCCUGGCAUCCAGCCCAGAGAAGAUUGUCCUGGGGCAGCCACCCUCUGCGGCCACCGCAGCCAUCCUCACUCAGGACCCCCUGCAGAUGCUCCUGCCCCAGGAGAGGAGCCAGCAGCCCCUCUCCACAGAGGGCCCCCACCUCUCCGUGCCCGCCUCGGUCAUAGUCAGCGCCCCGCCUCCCGCCCAAGACCCAGCCCCGACUACCCCCAUCGCCAAAGGAGCUGGCCUCGGCCCUCAGGCCCCCGACAGCCAGGCCACCCCGGCACCGGCCCCCCAGGUAGAGGAACCCGUCAGCCUCUGUCCUAGCUCAGAGCAGCCUCGCCCCUGCGUCCCCUCCCCCUGCUCCCUCUCCUUGCUCUCUGGCUGUCCUGCCUGCCUCUCUGUCUUGCUGGCUUGGGAAACGGCACUGCCUUGGCUCCCCAGCUAUUUCCUGAGGGUCUCCUAACAGUCACACAAUUGU